GGCCUUUUCAGGCAUUCUUUAGAUCGUAGUAGUUUUUAGGCACAUAAAGAAGUUGCCGAGCUCGUGGUCCAUCUCUUCCGAGGUACACACAAAUCUGCCGCCUGGUCUUCCCCUCGUCUUCAUUUUGGAUUCCAGGGAGCUGAAAAAUAGGGCAGUUCCCGAAGGAGCUCGAUCGCCAACUCUGACUAUCCUCUUUCCCUUUGAUCUCACUCGUAAAUAUAUAUUCCCGGGGGGUAAAGAUAUUUUUUGGGAAGUUCUGUUUUCUUGCUUUCUCAUUUGUUGGGUUUCGCACGGAGGGUUUUCUAUCCUGCAAUGGAAUCCAAGGUGUUUUAGUCGAUGGCUGGAAGAUAGGAUUUAAAAGAGAGGAGUGGGGUCGACUUGGGACAGUGGAUCUUUGGACGGUGCGUGAAAGGCGAUGGGGUCGGGAAAAAUGGAUGGGCCUUCGGCGCCGGCCAUCCGGCGAGAUCCGUAUGAGGUUCUUAGCGUGUCGAGGGAUUCGUCGGAUCAGGAGAUUAAGUCCGCGUACAGAAAGCUCGCUCUCAAGUAUCACCCUGAUAAAAAUGCCAGUAAUCCUGAAGCUUCAGAACUUUUCAAAGAAGUUGCUUUUUCAUAUAGCAUUUUAUCUGAUCCAGAGAAAAGAAGACAAUAUGAUGCCGCUGGAUUUGAGGCUUUAGAACAUGAUGCUAUGGAUAUGGAGAUUGAUCUAUCAAAUCUUGGUACUGUCAAUACAAUGUUUGCAGCAUUAUUCAGUAAGCUAGGAGUUCCUAUAAAGACAUCAGUCUCAGCUACUGUUCUUGAAGAUGCUCUAAAUGGAACUGUCACAAUUAGACCACUUCCUCUUGGGACAUCAUUUAGUGGAAAGGUUGACAAACAAUCUGCCCAGUUUUUUGGUGUUACUAUUGAUGAACAGCAAGCACAGUCAGGGAUAGUAAUCAGAGUUUCAUCUUCUGCACAAAGUAAAUUUAAACUUCUUUACUUCGAACAAGAGACAAAUGGCGGUUAUGGCUUAGCACUACAGGAAGACAGUGAAAAGACUGGCAAGGUUACUUCCGCAGGGAUGUACUUCCUACAUUUCCAGGUGUACCGUAUGGACUCAGCAGUGAAUGCGUUAGCUAUGGCAAAAGACCCCGAUGCUGCCUUCUUCAAAAGGUUGGAAGGUCUCCAGCCCUGCGAAGUUUCCGAACUAAAACCUGGCACUCAUAUUUUUGCUGUUUAUGGUGACAAUUUUUUUAAGCCUGCCAGUUAUGCAAUUGAGGCAAUGUGUGCAAAUUCUUAUGAAGAUACUUCUAAGGAGCUCAUGGAGAUUGAAGCACAAAUUUUGGCAAAAAGAAAUUACCUGCGCCAGUUUGAAACAGAAUACAGAAAAGCAUUGGCACGGUUUCAGGAAGUGACAAAUAGAUACAGCCUAGAAAAGCAAGCUGUCCAUUUUCAAUGAGGCAUAGAUUCCACACAAAUAGCCUAAAAGAAGGUCCAUAUACAACUAGACCUAUGUUUCACACCAAUUUCCGUACA
This is a messenger RNA of Dendrobium catenatum, 1512 nucleotides long. Its product is annotated as chaperone protein dnaJ 15. The transcript has 12 exons. NCBI's taxonomy places the organism in Eukaryota, Viridiplantae, Streptophyta, Magnoliopsida, Asparagales, Orchidaceae. The coding region runs from base 416 to 1435 and encodes 339 amino acids. The record is from RefSeq and is a predicted model, not a curated record.